Racocetra persica is the source of this 693-nucleotide messenger RNA. The record is from the annotation of a GenBank genome assembly. Lineage: Eukaryota; Fungi; Glomeromycota; Glomeromycetes; Diversisporales; Gigasporaceae.
UAAGGCUUAUCGAAUAUUUAUGCGCCACUAACUUUGGUUAUUGGACAAUUGCAAUUUCGGAAAAUGAUAAUUCACAAUUAGCAAUAAAACAUAUUAUCAAAAGAAGAUUACCAGACUUAAUUCAAAAUUACGGUAAUGAUAUCCCGUUUGAAGCGUAUUUUAUGCAAGAAGUCAAACAUGAAAAUUUAGUAAAAUAUAUAGAUAUACGAGAAACAGAAACUACUUUUCUUUUAAUAACUGAAUUGGAUUGUAGAAUCCGAUCAACAAGCUGGAAAACUCUUCAUCAUUAUCUUCAACAUAAUGGUGCUCUUUUUGAAAAUCAAACAAAAAAUAUAUUCAAACAAAUUAUUGAAUGUGUUUCUUUCAUAUACAAGCAUGGAUUCCGAAAUAUAAACAUAAAUGAUAGAAAUAUUUUAAUCUAUGAAUCUCAGAUUAAACUUUUUAAUUUGGAAAAUCUUAUAUCCGAAGAAUUAAAUGGUGACCUGGCAUAUGAUAUUCAAUAUGAAGACGAUUACAAUAUUUCAUAUGCUUCCCCUGAAAUGAUCUCCGGACAUAAUUAUGAUCCAGAAUUUUCAGAUCUUUGGUCUUUGGGCAUUCUACUUUAUACUAUGAUCCAUGCUGAUGUUCCUUUUAAAAAACCGUUUGAUACGAUGACUAGAACAUUAGUGAUAGAAAAAGAGAUCAGCAAAGAAU